AUAGAUUGUCUCGUUCCGUGGCAACGUACGGGCAUUCAGCUAGUAUAUAUAACGGAGGAAGGUCCAGCCGGAACUCCACACGCAGCAGUCUCCCACUAUAGCAAGCACGGUACCAAAAUUCACGCGAGCUCUCUCUUUUCCGUUUUCCCUUGUUCACGGCGUGCAGCGAAGAACUACGGUGGGGUGUACAACAUCCAUGGCUGGGGCGACCCCUACUUCGCCGUGAACAAGCACGGCCACCUCUGCGUCCGACCCCACGGCCGCGGCACGGCCCCGGGCCAGGAGAUCGACCUGGUCUCCGUCAUCCACCAAGCGGCAGCGACGACGACCACCGAUGAUCACGACGACAAGGAGAAGUGGAAGCUCCAGUUCCCCAUGAUCCUCCGCUUCCCCGACGUGCUCCGGCACCGGCUCGACUCGCUGCACGCCGCGUUCGCGGCCGCCGUCGAGCACACCGGCUACCGCUCCGUCUACCAGGGCGUGUUCCCGGUGAAGGUGAGCCAGAACAAGGCCGUCGUGCAGGACAUGGUCCGCUUCGGCCACGAGUACGGCUACGGGCUCGAGGCCGGGUCCAAGCCGGAGCUGCUCAUCGCCAUGAGCUGCCUCACCAAGGCCAAGCCUGGCGCCUACCUGGUGUGCAACGGAUACAAGGACAAGGACUACGUCGCGCUCGCUCUGGCGGCGCGCGCCAUGGGCCUGAACGCCAUCAUCGUGCUUGGGAUGGAGGAGGAGCUCGACAUCGUUGUGGAGCAGAGCAUUAGGCUCGGCGUCGAGCUGGCGAUCGGUGUCCGCGCCAAGCUGCUCACCAAGAUACCGGGCCAUUUCGGGUCGACGGCGGGCAAGGCAAGCAUGCAUGGCAAGUUCGGGCUCCUGGCGGAGAGGAUCUACGAUGUGGCCCGGAAGCUCAAGGGUAUGGGCAAGCUGCACUGGCUCAAGCUGCUGCACUUCCACGUCGGCUCCAUGAUCCCGUCCACGGACAUCGUCUUGAGGGCGGCGAGCGAGGCCGCCGGGAUCUACUGUGGCCUCCUGAACGACUGUGGCGCGGAGGCGAUGGCCACGCUGGACUGCGGCGGCGGGCUCGGAGUCGACUACGACGGGACGCGGUCGGGUAGCUCCGACAUGUCGGUGGCGUAUGGGCUGGAGGAGUACGCGUCGAGCAUCGUGCAGGCGGUGCGGCUCAGGUGCGACGACAACGGCGUUCCCCACCCCGUGCUCUGCACCGAGAGCGGCCGCGCAAUGGCGUCCCACCACUCCAUGAUCAUCCUUGAGGCGCUCUCGGCGAUCCCCGAGCCGAGAGACGACGGCGAGACCAUCGAGCAGCUGCACGCCAUGAUCCAUGAGCUCGCCUCGAAGCAGCAGCCGAGCGCGCUAUUGAAGGGUGACGCGGCGGCAGCGGGCAUCAAGAAGCAUGGCAUCGAGAUGUACAAGCUGGGGAAGAAGCUGUCCAAGAGCGUCAUGGCUGACACGACCACCAUCUACAACUACCACAUGAACCUCUCCGUCUUCUCGCUGGUGUCGGACUUCUGGGGCAACCGGCAGCUGUUCCCGAUGAUGCCGGUGAGCCGGCUCCACGAGCGGCCGACCCGCAUGGCCAUGCUCGUGGACCUCACCUGCGACAGCGACGGGAGGAUCGAGAAGUUCAUCGGCGGCGCUGAGACGCUGCCGCUGCACCCGCUGGACCCUGUGCUCGGCGGCUACUACGUGGCCGUGCUCCUCGCCGGCGCGUACCAGGAGGCCCUGUCCUCUAAGCACAACCUGCUCGGCGGCCCGAGCCUGGUGCGCGUCCUCGGCGGUGGCGACGGUGGGUUCAUACUCGACACGACCCACCUGGGCCCGACGACGGAGGAGCUCAUCGGCACCAUGAGGUACGACGUGAAGGAGGACAUCGCCGGCGUGAUCGAGGAGCGGGCGAGGGAGAAGCAGGUGUGGGAAAUGGUGGGGACGCUCGUGGAGAACGGGCUCUACACCAUGCCGUACCUCGUCGACUAUUAG
Messenger RNA from Hordeum vulgare subsp. vulgare (domesticated barley), 1992 nucleotides. RefSeq names its product arginine decarboxylase-like. Gene Ontology annotation, biological process: spermidine biosynthetic process; L-arginine catabolic process. NCBI's taxonomy places the organism in Eukaryota, Viridiplantae, Streptophyta, Magnoliopsida, Poales, Poaceae. Gene Ontology annotation, molecular function: arginine decarboxylase activity. The record is from RefSeq and is a predicted model, not a curated record.